Molecule: messenger RNA, 1358 nt
Organism: Megalobrama amblycephala (Wuchang bream)
Lineage: Eukaryota; Metazoa; Chordata; Actinopteri; Cypriniformes; Xenocyprididae
Product: NHL repeat-containing protein 3-like
Exons: 7
Coding region: 72-1100 (342 amino acids)
Biological process (GO): negative regulation of translation; proteasome-mediated ubiquitin-dependent protein catabolic process; protein polyubiquitination
Molecular function (GO): ubiquitin protein ligase activity; protein binding; translation repressor activity
Source: RefSeq, a predicted model, not a curated record
UAGACUCGUCGUCAUGUGAUGAAAACAGGAAGAGCAGCUGGACUCGUGAUGAUCGAUCAUCAUUGAUCUCUAUGAGAAGGCGUAAUUUCUGCUGUUUAAUUGCUGUUGCCAUGGCAGUGCUCCUCUUCAUCAUGUUCAUGUGUGGCGCCAUCAGCUCUCACACGAGCGUCGCGUCGCGAUCUCACGCGGACUUCAGGGUUUCCGGGCGCGCGCUCUACAAGCUGGACGUUUCGUGGCCGAAAAAUCCGGAGCUGUUCAGCGGUCAGGUGUUCGCCGCGGCUGUCAAUCAUCUGCAGGGGCUCGUGUACGUGGCGCAGAGAGGCGAGAACAUCCCGAAAGUCUUGGUGUUCAGCACGGAUGGGGAUUUCCUGCAGGCCUGGAACACCAGCACUCUGGAGAUGCCUCAUGGGAUGUUCCUGGCCAACGCGUCGGGGGAUCCGUCAGUGUGGAUCACGGAUGUUGGGACCGGGCCGUACGGACACACGGUCAAGCAGUAUUCUCCGUCCGGGAAGCUGCUGCAGGUGCUGGGAUCGCCCGGGAAGGCCGGAUCUUCUCUCAGUCCGCUGCAGUUCGACCAGCCGGCGGAAAUAUUCAUCCACAGUUCUGGAGAAAUCUACAUCGUGGACGGAGACGGCGGCAUGAACAACCGUCUGAUUAAACUCUCCAGAGAUCUGCAGGUGCUGUGGAUGCACGGAGAGAAAGGUCAAGGUCUGGCUCAGUUCUACAUCCCUCACAGUGUGGCGGUCGACAGCUAUCAGAGGGUGUGGGUCGCAGACCGAGGAAACAAGCGCAUCCAGGUGUUUAACUCGGUGACGGGCGACUGGCUGGGGUCGUGGGGCAGCUGCUUUAAAGACGACGCGCCGUACUCCGUCAGAUUCACUCCGGACCAGAAGUACAUGGUGGUGGCCCAGUUAAACACCAAUCAGAUCACGCUGCUGGAGGCUCCGCCCGUCGGCAUCAUCGGGCAGUGUCAGGUGAUCAGCACCAUUCAGCUGGCUGAAGACAUCAAACCGCACCUGGUGGACCUGGACCUGAAGACCGCGGAUCUGUACGUGGCGGAGAUCGGGGCGAGUCAGGCCCAGAAGUUCAUUCGUCUUUAGAGGUUCCGUCGUCUUCCACACUGAUCACCGACGCUGAUUCUAACGGCUGAAGUGAGAAACCUGUUUGAUUGAUCGCUUCAGUGAAACUGCGAGCAACUUACCAGACAAAUCUCUCGUGUACAGUCACACUAGAAACUAUGGAAGCUUGUUUCCAACACGGAAUAACAAAAUAAAAAAGAUAACUGCGACUUUUUAUCGCACAAUUCUGACUUUAUUUCUCGCAAUUUUGAGUUUAUAUCGCAUAAUUCUGACUUUUAU